UUUUGUCUUCUUUAACCUUCCUCCACAAGAAAUACAGAAAAAAUGGAACGCACUUAUAUUAUGGUCAAGCCCGAUGGUGUCGAGCGUGGUCUCGUCGGUGAAAUCAUCAAGCGUUUCGAACAACGUGGUUACCAGCUCCUCGCUCUUGAGUUGAUGCACCCCACUCAGGAACACCUUGAGGAACACUACAAGGACUUGAAGGGCAAGGGUUUCUUCGCUGGUCUUAUCCAGUACAUGCUUUCUGGCCCCGUUGUUGGUAUGGUCUGGGCUGGUGUUGACGUUGUCAAGGUUGGCCGCAAGAUGCUUGGUGAAACCAACCCCUUGGCUAGCGCUCCCGGCACCAUCCGUGGUGACUUCUGUAUUGAGGUUGGCCGUAACGUCUGCCACGGUUCCGACUCUGUCGAAUCUGCUGAGCGCGAGAUCGCUUUGUGGUUCCCCCGCGGUGUCAAGUCUUAUGAACGCAGCAAGUCCCUCCACAGCUUGAUCUACGAAAACUAAAUGAUUUUCAUAUCAAAAUCAUCGUAAAUAAAUAAUCUUCAUUGCUCAGAGAUAUGGAUGGGCUAUGAGUGCAUCAAAAAAGAAAACAGGCGUUGU
This is a messenger RNA of Radiomyces spectabilis, 594 nucleotides long. RefSeq names its product nucleoside diphosphate kinase. Gene Ontology annotation, biological process: UTP biosynthetic process; GTP biosynthetic process; CTP biosynthetic process. Gene Ontology annotation, molecular function: nucleoside diphosphate kinase activity. Lineage: Eukaryota; Fungi; Mucoromycota; Mucoromycetes; Mucorales; Radiomycetaceae. The record is from RefSeq and is a predicted model, not a curated record. The transcript has 3 exons. The coding region runs from base 43 to 498 and encodes 151 amino acids.